Messenger RNA from Paramuricea clavata, 1041 nucleotides. The record is from the annotation of a GenBank genome assembly. NCBI's taxonomy places the organism in Eukaryota, Metazoa, Cnidaria, Anthozoa, Malacalcyonacea, Plexauridae.
AUGAAACAAAGAGAUUUUUUGAGAAAAAAAAAAGCAGCUAAAACAGGAUCGAAACAGUUUCAUGAUGCCUAUAAGCGAACACGUAACGAUCUAAACAGAUUAAUUAAAAAUACAAAAGCGACUUAUUUUAGGAACACUUUGAAUGGAUGCGAAAAAAAUCCCAAAGAAAUGUGGAAAACGAUUAAUAAACUUACAGGAAAAAAGUCAAAAACAACUUUAAUAUCCAAAAUCCAACAAGACAACCAAAAUGUGACAAAACCAGAGGAGAUCGCAAAUAGCUUAAACGCGCAUUUCAAUGAGGUAGCAUCAAACCUAGCAAAAGAUAUUUCACAAAGUUCCAAGACGGCAGAGUCUUACCUAACCUCAUCCAACGCAUGGUUUAAUAUUCAAAACGUCUCAUUAACAAAAGUAUUUAAAUUGCUUUCGACGAUAAAAACAUCCAAGUCAGCAGGCCAUGAUAGAAUAUCGAUUAAUGUCCAAUACCCAUGCAAGAUGUCCGAUGGAAAAAUCAAAAGGCCAUUGGACAUUCCAUUUGUCAAAUGGAUCUCUAAUUGUCCAUUGGUCUUUCGCGUGUCCAUUGGAUCCAAUGGACAAGUGGGAUUUCCAUCGGACGUUUGCUUUUUCAGUUGGUCAAUUACCAUGUAUUUGAAUGACGUAAUGAGAAGCACAUGGACGUCAUGUAGAUACAAGGCCAGUGAGAUAGCCAAACGAAAGGGUCCAUUGGAUCCAAUGGAUCCAAUGGACCUGGAAAUGUCCAUUGGGGAAUUUUGUUUGUCCAUUGGAUCCAAUGGACAAGUGGAAUUUCCAUCGAACGUUUGCUUUUUCAGUUGGUCAAUUACCAUGUAUUUGAAUAACGUAAUGAGAAGCACAUGGACGUCAUGUAGAUACAAGGCCAUUGAAAUAGCCAAACGAAAGUGUCCAAUGGAUCCAUUGGAUCCAUUGGACACCGUGUUUUCCGUUGGAAAAAUAUUUGUCAGAUGGAUCAAAUGGGCAAGUGAUUUCGCGUGCGGUCAUAAUAUUGCUACAGCAGUUAGCGAAUAG